Molecule: messenger RNA, 1813 nt
Organism: Notolabrus celidotus (New Zealand spotty)
Lineage: Eukaryota; Metazoa; Chordata; Actinopteri; Labriformes; Labridae
Gene: p3h4
Product: prolyl 3-hydroxylase family member 4 (inactive)
Exons: 7
Coding region: 145-1416 (423 amino acids)
Biological process (GO): collagen fibril organization; peptidyl-lysine hydroxylation
Cellular component (GO): endoplasmic reticulum
Molecular function (GO): collagen binding; protein binding
Source: RefSeq, a predicted model, not a curated record
GAAGUCGGUGAGUUCAGCAUCUGGUUGGACGCAGAUUUCCCAGCCUACGUGCAGACAGACAUGAUCAUUCUCUGCUGAAGAAAGGGGGACGUUUCCUGACCCAUUCAAAACAAGAGCAGCGACCUGCUGGAGCCGGUGGAGGUGAUGGUGCUCCUGAGAAGCUUGGUUGUGGCCUGUCUGAUCCCUUUCCUGGUGGAGGCUCAGUAUGAGAAGUACAGCUUCAAAAGUUUCCCUCAGAAGGAGAUCAUGCCUCUGGACUCUGCGUACAACUACGCGCUGGAUCAGUACGCGGCGCAGAACUGGGAGGAGAGCAUCAAGUACAUGGAGCUCAGCCUGAGGCUCCACCGGCUGCUCCGGGACAGCGAGGCUUUCUGUAGCCGCAACUGCAGCUCGGUGAGCCGGGACAACGAUAGUCUGUCUGCGGACAGCACCCUACGCGUCGUGCGCCACAUCCUGCUGAGGGCUGCAUGCCUUAAAAAGUGUAAGGCAGAUUUUCCAGUGUUUCAGCUCACAUAUCCACGCAGGGAUUUACUGGAAAACUUCGAGAAAAGGACGCCGUAUCGGUAUAUACAGUAUGCGCACUACCAGCUCAACAACCUCGAGAAGGCCGUCGCAGCAGCCCACACCUUCCUGAAGAAGAACCCCACAGACCCCCAAUUAACAAAGAACAUGAACUACUACAAGACAAUGUUCGAUGUGGACGAAUAUCUCAUCGACCACGAGGAGCAGCCGUAUGAAAGUGUUUUCCUUAAGAGUGUGACGCUUUACAACAGCGGGGACUUCAGCAGCAGCGCCCGAAACAUGGAGCAAGCCAUCACGCAGUACUUUGAAAUCUACACUAUGUGCUUGGCGGCCUGCGAGACUUCGUAUGAGAUCUUAGAGUUCAAAGACUUCUAUCCCACGCUGGCAGAUCUCUACACUGAUGUGCUCAAAUGUAAAGUCAACUGUGAACAGAACCUGACACCCAGCGUUGGAGGCUUCUUUGUGGAGAAGUUUGCAGCCACCAUGUAUCACUACCUGCAGUUUUCUUAUUAUAAAUUGAACGAUGUGAAGAACGCUGCUCCGUGUGCAGCCAGUUACAUGCUCUUUGACAGUAAAGACCAGGUGAUGCAGCAGAAUGUAGUAUACUAUCGCUUCUACAGGGAGCAGUGGGGACUGGAGGACAACGACUUCGAGCCUCGGCCCGAGGCGCUGAAGUAUUUUAAUGAGACGACCAAACAGAAGGAGAUGCUGGAGUUUGCACUUAACUACCUUCAAACAGACGAUGAGGACUUGGUGAGCCCAGAAGAAAUGGCCACCUCUCAUCAGCAUCCCGACACAGAGUUUGAGGGAAUGGGAGACUACGAGGAGUCCUUCCUGGCUGAGUGGUGGCAAGAACCCAAAACUAAGUGGGACACUGGAGAAGUGUCAGACUGACAUCUGUCCAUCGGUCCAGUGCAGACAAACGACUAAAUCCCCAAAAAUAUUUAGGAGAAAAAAAGCACAGCUCACUCAUCUGUGUCGAUCCCCCCUUACUGGAAAACCGGUCCAAGGAACAAGUCUUCCAUCAUGUUGAUCAGACCAGAGAUUGACAUAUUCCACCUUGGCUGUCGUCAGCCUUUAAAACUCUUAUUUCAUAGUAAGACAUUGGACUGUAUGACGACACUUUUUACUGACUUUUCUAGUUUUUUAUUUAAUGAAAGCUGAGUGUCUCUGGGUGAGGAAGGUGACGUAGCUUUUCUUGCGUUAAACGAUUUGUCAACAAUCUACUGGGUUGUUGUUGUUGUUGUUGUUUUAAUUAACGGAUUAUAAUUAAAGUUGUUUUUUAAGAUAA